UUGGAUAUCCAUUCGAAAUCUGUCAAAAGAUCUUUUUAUUACUUUAGUGUAUUUUAAAUAAUUAGUACAAAAAAUAUGGAUAAAGAAUACUUGCAACUGGAAGAGUACAAGGAGAAGCUUAAUCAAGUGGAGUUGGCACUUUCAGUAACACCUCCAGGAGAAGAUAAGGAUAAUUUACUACAAUUACAAAUAGAUCUUAAACAAUUAUUAGAAUUAACUCAGGAAUCUUUAAAACAAUCCACAUCAAGUCAAGAUAAUAAUCUUGAAGAUGAAUAUUCACUGUUUAUGGCUGAGAUGGCCAAGGAAGGAGCAGUGGAAAACAAUGCUAAAAUUGAUGAAGACUUGAAGAGUUUAGAAGGUAUGAAAUGCAGAGCACCUUAUAAAAAUGAUUGGGGUGAUGUAACCUAUCACAAUGCAUUAGUCUGUACUGUGAUCCCAAGUGAACAAAUCGAUUACAAUGAGAUUAAAGUAAAGGUCAUGUACACAAAUCCUACACACAAUAAACUAUUACCAUGUCAUUAUUUUCUUGAAUCAGAGUGCAAAUUCUCUGAAGAUAAGUGUAGAUUUUCACAUGGCGAAAUUGUUGCAUUUGCUGAUCUUCAGGAAUAUUUAGAGCCUAAUUAUGAAGAUUUGAGUGUAGGAAGUUUUGUGUUAUCCAAACAACAGGAUAGACUUUGGCAUAGAGGCACUGUGAUGCAAGUACUUCCAGAAAAGUGCUUGGUAAGAUUAGAUACUAAUAAGAAAGAUAUUCAGGUGAAACUUGAAGAUGUUUUUCCACUGAAUGAGAGUGCUGAAGCUGUGGAAUCUGAUUCAGAGAUGGACCAAAGUGGUAUUGAGGAUGUUAUCAAUAUGAGUUUAUUGAAUCCUGUUUGUGAGAAGCUUGGGGAUUGGGAAAAAUAUACAAAGGGUGUAGGUUCAAAGCUGAUGCAGAAAAUGGGAUAUGUGAUUGGGACAGGUCUUGGUAGAAGGAGUGAAGGAAGAAUAGAACCAGUGAGUGCAGUUGUUUUACCACCUGGAAAAUCAUUAGAUCAUUGUAUGGAAUUAAGGGAAAAAGCUGGAGGUGACAAGAACUUAUUCAAUUUGGAAAAGAAAUUGAAAAGAUUACAAAGGAAGCAGGAAAUGAAAAAUCGUAAGAACUAUGAAAAGCAGAGCAAGAAAGUUGACGUUUUUAACUUCUUAAAUGAAACUAUAUAUAAAAGCAAUAGAGUUGGUGAUAAUGAGCAACCAUUGAAGAAAAGUGAUCAUAGGAAGAGCAUAAGUAAGGAGACAUGUAGAAAUUUGAACGUUGAAUGUUUUAAAAUUGAUGAGCGGAUGAAGGAGCUUGAGCGUGAGUUGAUUAGUAUUCGUCAAGGUUUGACGAGACACACCGAUGUUAAUUCACCUAUACAUAAACAACUUAAAGCCAAAUUAACCGAAAGACAAAGAGAAAUAGUGAGUCUGGAAAUGAAAGUAUCUAAUAUUAAGAAUGAGCAGAGUUUAAGGAACACCAAAAAGAAAUUGGUAGUGUUUUAAUAAAAGAAAACUACGAAUUCAGACUUUUUGUUUGUAAUUUUAUUUCUCUAUAUUAAAACACAGAGAAAACAAUACAUAAUAUCUAUGUA
Messenger RNA from Nicrophorus vespilloides, 1601 nucleotides. RefSeq names its product zinc finger CCCH-type with G patch domain-containing protein. The coding region runs from base 76 to 1512 and encodes 478 amino acids. Gene Ontology annotation, cellular component: nucleus. Gene Ontology annotation, biological process: negative regulation of DNA-templated transcription; regulation of transcription by RNA polymerase II. The transcript has 4 exons. Lineage: Eukaryota; Metazoa; Arthropoda; Insecta; Coleoptera; Silphidae. Gene Ontology annotation, molecular function: RNA polymerase II cis-regulatory region sequence-specific DNA binding; metal ion binding; DNA-binding transcription factor activity, RNA polymerase II-specific. The record is from RefSeq and is a predicted model, not a curated record.